Messenger RNA from Moneuplotes crassus, 1012 nucleotides. The record is from the annotation of a GenBank genome assembly. Lineage: Eukaryota; Ciliophora; Spirotrichea; Euplotida; Euplotidae.
AUUAACUUUAACAGCUAUAAUUUGUGCCAGAUGGAAACUAAAAUCCCUGAAUUAGACCCCAGUACCACUCCAGAGAUAAUUAAACCUGUGUUACCAGCAGAGCAGCCGGUUGAGCCUACUGGUGAUACUUGCUAUGCUGAUCAACAAGAGGCUCCCUCUUGUAAAGAAGAACAGGAAAGCACACUCCAAGGUUGGGAUCACGUUGAGGAAUGCAUUCUCUGUGAGCAGCUUGAAACUCAAUCUAGUCCUACAGAAGAAUCAGCUGAGAAGUCAGCUAGCCAUAAGGCUCCUGACAACUGAGAUGAUAUUCCUCAAGAAGGUGCUCAAAGUGAGAGUCAUCAAGAGGAAUCUGUAAAUACUAAUUCUCAGAAUGAUCCGGAGUCGCAAAACAAGGAGAACAAUGAAAUUGGCCCAGCCUCUCCAGCUGAGCCUGAAGUCAGGCUGACAUUCCAGCAGCGCCGACUGCUCCAGUACGAGCAGGAAUGCCUUGCUAGUUUUGGAGGCAGCUUGAGUGAAAUUAAUGCCAAACCUAGUCUCUCAAGACUUGAAAGGGAGAAGAAAGCGCUACAGAACUCAACUAAUAACCCAACUGUUAGCAGAAAGAGGAGAUUAAUCGAUGAACACCAGAGUGCAUUUGAAGGUGAUCUAAAUAGCGUCUUUAAGAGAGUGUCCCCAAAAAAACCAGGUGCUAUGUACGCCAAAAGACCUAAAACGGAGGCUACCCAAGGGGAAAAUGAAGUAGUCGAUCUUGAGAAAGCAAGAGAAGACAAAGCAAAGGCUAGGGAUAAAACUCAAAUGGGACCAAACUGCUCUUCUAAUGCCUUUGAAACCUUCAUGGGCUCUUGAAUCAAGAGAAAAUCCCGCAUCGAGAGGGAACAAGAGGCCGAGAAACUGAAGAAGCAGAAAGAAGCAGAGGAAGAAAUCAAGUCCAAAGCUGAAAUGAUACAUAAGAAAGAGCUCUUCCUUCCAAUUAAUACUAAUUAAAGUUAACGGAUAUAUUUCAACUUAUGAA